Molecule: messenger RNA, 11622 nt
Organism: Calypte anna (Anna's hummingbird)
Lineage: Eukaryota; Metazoa; Chordata; Aves; Apodiformes; Trochilidae
Gene: MICAL3
Product: microtubule associated monooxygenase, calponin and LIM domain containing 3
Exons: 42
Coding region: 161-7015 (2284 amino acids)
Molecular function (GO): protein binding; FAD binding
Source: RefSeq, a predicted model, not a curated record
UCUGGCUGUGGAGCCUUGGAAAGCAUCUGGUUGGCAGACUGUUGCUGUAGUUAAUAAUGCUUUUAAGCCAGAGGUGAAAGUGGCUCAGCAGAGCAACAUCAGGAAAUCUGGCAGACUGGAAGGAACAGCUGCCCCUCAGGGCAGCUGCAAAGUGUGAAACAUGGAGGAAAAUAAGAACGAGAAGGUGAACCAGGCUCAUGUUCUGUUUGACAGAUUUGUCCAAGCUUCAACCUGCAAGGGGACUCUUAAGGCUUUCCAAGAGCUCUGUGACUACUUAGAACUAAAGCCCAAGGACUACCGUUCUUUCUAUCACAAACUCAAGUCCAAGCUAAAUUACUGGAAAGCCAAAGCCUUGUGGGCCAAAUUGGAUAAAAGAGGCAGCCAUAAGGACUAUAAGAAGGGGAAAGCGUGCGCCAACACGAAGUGUCUGAUAAUUGGGGCUGGACCCUGUGGCCUUCGUACAGCCAUCGACCUGUCAUUCCUAGGAGCCAAGGUGGUAGUUAUAGAAAAGAGGGAUGCCUUUUCCCGCAAUAAUGUGCUGCAUUUGUGGCCAUUCACCAUACAUGACUUGAGGGGCCUUGGCGCCAAAAAGUUCUACGGCAAAUUCUGUGCAGGAUCCAUAGACCAUAUCAGUAUCCGUCAGCUCCAGCUUAUCCUUUUGAAGGUUGCCUUGAUCUUGGGAAUAGAGAUCCAUGUCAAUGUGGAAUUUCAGGGGCUUGUAUAUCCUCCGGAGGAUCAGGAGAAUGAAAGAAUAGGUUGGCGUGCAUUGGUCCACCCAAAAACCCACCCAGUAUCUGAGUAUGAGUUUGAAGUAAUCAUUGGAGGGGAUGGCAGGAGGAACACCUUAGAAGGGUUUCGCAGGAAAGAGUUCCGUGGUAAACUAGCAAUUGCGAUCACAGCAAACUUCAUCAAUCGCAACACCACAGCUGAAGCCAAAGUAGAAGAGAUCAGCGGUGUGGCCUUCAUAUUCAACCAGAAGUUCUUCCAGGAUCUACGAGAAGCCACAGGUAUUGACUUGGAGAACAUUGUCUACUACAAGGAUGAUACACACUACUUUGUCAUGACUGCCAAAAAACAGAGCUUGCUGGAAAAAGGAGUGAUACGACAUGAUUAUGCUGACACAGAGUUGUUGCUGUCACGGGAGAAUGUGGACCAGGAGGCUCUGCUAAACUAUGCCAGAGAAGCAGCUGACUUCUCCACUAAUCAGCAGCUGCCAUCACUGGACUUUGCCAUCAAUCACUACGGUCAGCCAGAUGUGGCCAUGUUUGACUUCACGUGCAUGUAUGCAUCUGAGAAUGCAGCGCUGGUGCGAGAGCAGAAUGGCCACCAGCUACUUGUGGCCCUGGUUGGGGACAGUCUCCUAGAGCCAUUUUGGCCAAUGGGAACUGGAAUAGCCAGGGGAUUCUUGGCUGCAAUGGAUUCUGCUUGGAUGGUACGAAGUUGGUCACUCGGAGCUAGCCCUUUGGAAGUUCUUGCAGAGAGGGAAAGCAUUUAUAGGCUCCUGCCUCAGACCACCCCUGAGAAUGUGAGUAAGAACUUCAGCCAUUACAGCAUUGAUCCCGCCACCCGGUAUCCCAAUAUCAAUGUCAACUUCCUGCGGCCACAGCAGGUACGCCACUUGUAUAAUACAGGAGACCUGAAAGACAUUCAUCUGGAAAUAGAGAACUUUGUAAACUCCAGGACACCAAAGCUGGCUCGAAAUGAGUCUGUAGCUCGCUCUAGUAAAUUGCUCAGUUGGUGCCAGAGGCAGACAGAUGGAUAUGCUGGUGUAAAUGUGGCAGACCUCACGAUGUCAUGGAAAAGUGGCCUAGCUUUGUGUGCCAUUAUCCACAGAUACCGUCCAGACUUAAUAGACUUUGAUUCUUUGGAUGAGCACAAUGUGGAGAAGAAUAACCAGCUAGCCUUUGACAUUGCUGAAAAAGAGUUUGGAAUAUCUCCCAUUAUGACUGGAAAGGAAAUGGCAUCUGUUGGAGAGCCAGAUAAACUGUCAAUGGUGAUGUACCUCACACAGUUCUAUGAGAUGUUCAGAGACACCAUCCCCUCCAGCGAUACUCUGGAUCUGAAUGCGGAAGAAAAAGCUGCCCUAAUUGCCAGUACCAAAUCACCCAUCUCUUUUUUCAGUAAACUGGGACAAAGCAUCUCUCGAAAACGUACCCCAAAGGACAAAAAAGAAAAGGAACUGGAUGGAGCAGGAAAGAGGAGAAAAACCAGCCAAUCUGAGGAUGAGGACAUCCCACGAAGCUACAGAGAAGAAAGGCCCACGCUGGUCAGUGCCCUGACAGAGAGGAGAAUUGAUGCUGCCAUUGGGAAUCAGAACAAAGUAAAAUCUAUGGCAACCCAGCUACUGGCCAAGUUUGAGGAGAAUGCACCAGUGCAGUCCUCGAGCUUACGAAGACAGCAACCUGUCCUGCCUUAUCAAGAACGUAUUCACACUCAGCCAUCCAGCAGACGAGAGCAGGGCCGUCUUGCUCCCGUACCCCAGUGGAAACAGAUGAGGACUAAGGAACGUUCUCGGACCUGCCCCAAAAAAGUGAUCAUGCUCUCUUCUUCCACUCCACCUUCCUCUCCACCAUAUCCCAGGCAGCAGAGAAACAGGGAGCCUGGUGCCGACUAUCUUGGGGAGCAGAGUCCCAGACAGGAAAGGAGAUCUCCUCGUUUAUUUUCUGAUGACCAAGUGCCUGAGAAUGUUGAGCAAAGGGCAUGCCAGCUGGCUGCCCUCCUGGAGUCCAGACCUGCAGUGAGGCAUCAGCCUGAGACUGAACCGUCUCGCCGAUUCUUUGUUGACCAGUGGGAGCUCUCCCUUAGCCUCCGUUCUUCUAAUCGCCCUUCUUCACCUUCAUCUGACUCUCUUCGACAGAAGUAUAUAAAGAUGUACACAGGCGGAGUGAGCUCAUUGGCUGAGCAGAUAGCCAAUCAGCUUCAAAGGAAAGAGCAACCCAAAACCCUUCUAGACAAGAAGGAACUGGGCUCGCUCAAAAAGGAGUUCCCCCAAAACCUGGGAGGCAGUGAUGUCUGCUACUUCUGCCGCAAGCGAGUCUAUGUGAUGGAAAGGCUGAGUGCUGAAGGCAAAUUCUUCCACCGCAGCUGCUUCAAGUGUGAAUACUGUGCAACAACUCUGCGCUUGUCAUCUUAUGCCUAUGAUAUUGAAGAUGGUAAAUUCUACUGUAAGCCACACUACUGUUACCGACUCUCUAGUUAUGCUCAAAGGAAAAGGCCAGCAGUGGGUCCUCUGUCAGGAAAGGACACCAAAGGACCUCUGCAGGACGCCAUGGCAAGUGAUGGAAGUGGACGGGCAAAUACCAUCUCCGCCUCAGCAGAGAGGGCCCCAGGUCCUAAUGUAAAUGGGCUGGAAGAGCCCAGCCUUGCUAAACGGCUGCGUGGCACACCUGAGCGCAUUGAACUGGAGAACUACCGACUGUCACUGCAGCGGGAAGAAGAGCUGGAAGAGGUUCCUGAAGAGACCUUAGCAGAGCAUAACCUGAGCAGUGUCUUGGACAAAGGAACAGAAGAGGAUGUGCCCAGCAGUAGUUCAGAGUCUGAGAUGGAGGAGGAAGAUGAGGAGGAAGAUGAUGAACUGCUGCUGCCUCAGCAACCCCCUUCAGACUUGGGUGGUGUGCCAUGGAAAGAAGCUGUGCGUAUCCAUGCUCUCCUGAAGGGAAAGAGUGAAGAAGAAAUUGAGGCUGAGGAAAAUCAUGAGAUUGAGGACAAAGAAGAAGAGGAGGAGGAAGACUAUGAAGAAGAGGAAGAUGAGGAGUCGAGUGAAGAGGGGGAGUAUUGCCCUUGGGAGAGAGAGCUGCAGGAAGGCCUCUGGCUUGAACGUCUCUCAAAUGAAGAGGACACGGGUACAAAUAAAGCUGGAAACCUUAGACUGCAGCAGAUUGUAAAUCUGGUUGAUCCUUUGGAGAUCCUGGCAGAUGUGCACUGGACACACAUCCGUGAAAAAGAGGAGGAGGAAAAAAUGCUCCCAUCUUCAAAGUCCUCCACCUCCAGAGCAUCCGACCUUCCCUCCGUACGCCAUGAGGCGGUACAGGCGUGGCUGGAGACGGUCCCUGGAGCCCCAUGUGAAGAUAAUGAUGUGGAAGACGAGCUGGGCACAGAGCCUGCAGACACAGAAGGGCAGGCAGGUGAAGAGGGAGACACAGGUGCAGAGCUGGAUGACGAUGACAUCCCAUCUGAUGCAGAAGCAGAGUUUCGCUUACAUCAAGGUGGCAUAGAAAAGCGAGAACUAAAGGUCUCUGAAGAUGAAGAGGAUGAAGAAAGAGCAGAAGGUGCUUCUUACAUUGUGACAGAAGAUCCAUGCAAACCAUCAAUUCCUACCCAGUCGUCUACUGACAGUGUUCUUCCUUUGUCUCCAGUUGAUAGUCCCAAAGCAAAACAAACAGAGGAUGCGAAAGAUCUCCUGGCUGAAGUAUCCCGUGCAAUAAAAUCUCCAGAAGCACUCUUCUUUCCUGAACCUUUCAUUCCUGAAGAAGGACAAAAGGAUGAAAUUCCCAAAGACAGGAAAGCCAAGAGCCCUUUGAUGCCACCAUCUCCAGUGUUAACCCAGCCAGUUGCAUCACCAGAAGCCAUUGCACCUCCAUCACUAGCAGCAUCUCAGCCAACAGCACCAACAUUGGCUUCAUCCCCAAUGCCUGCUCAAAUGCCAAUCUGUUCCCAGCCUUUGCCUUCUGCUGAAACACCCAUUCCAUCCCCGGUGGAGCCUCCAGUAUGUUUCCAACCUGUCCCAGUCAUAACAUCUACUCCGCUAGCCAAACUGGUCCUUAGGGGCCAGGAUAGUGAAGUGGAAAAACUGGGGAGCCCUACUACUGCAGAAGAAGCCUUGAAACGGAGUAACCUCGUAGAAGAGUUCUGGAUGAAGAGUGCUGAAAUCCGGAGGAGCUUGGGGCUCACCCCAGUAGACAGAAACAGACGCUCAGAGACGAACUUUAAUGUAUCUGCACUUGAGACAACUUCUCUGAAGACUUUUAAUAGUGAGAACGUUUCAGGGAAUGAAAGAGUCCAUCAUGUGAAACCCCAGCCUGCCCCAAGAAGACAGGCACUGUCUAAGUUAGAAAAUGAACAGAUUUCUCUGCUCACUCCAAAAUCUCCAUCAGAAAAAGAGCUGAAGAAUUCCAGUGAAGUGGGGAGAGAAGUGUCCAGUAGUUCAGGACUUGGCCUUCAGGAGAGCUCAUCUAACAUGAGAACUAUGGCUAGCCAGAGCUUCAACACCUCUGACUCUACCAUGCUUACUCCUCCAUCAAGUCCACCGCCACCACCUCCUCAGGAUGAAGAACCAGCCACUUUGCGUAGGAAAAGGCAUCAAGCAGUCUGGCAGAACAAGAUUGAAGCCAGGUCACCUCCAACACCAGCAUCAACACCUCCUGCUCCCCCACACCGUGAGCCAACAACCUCUCCUGCCAAAGAGUCAACCCAGGCCAAAAAAGACGAUGUGCGGAAGUCUUUUGCAGAGAGUGUGGAUGAGAUUCCAUUUGCUGAUGAUGUAGAAGACACAUAUGAUGACAGGACAGAGGAGUCUAGCCUUCAUGAGAAGUUUUUUACACCUCCUACUAGUAGGCCAAGGCCAGAGAAACCACUUCUUUUGCCCUUGGUCAAAGAAAAUGGGGGUCCACCCCCAAUGGAAGGAGGGGUUACCCAAAAGAAGAGAGUGUUUCCUGAAAUUUCUGUGGAGGCCAAGGAGCUUGCUGAAGAAAGAAUGAGAGCCAGAGAAAAGUCUGUUAAGAGCCAAGCGUUGCGUGAUGCCAUGGCUAAACAGUUGUGUAAGAUGAAAGAUAUGGAAAUGGCUGCAGCUGCUGCUGAGGCCACAAGGGCUCGAAAGGCAUCUUCUAUGCCCUUGAAGACCAAAGAGUUGUUUUAUGACUCUCCUAAACAUCUGGCCUUGAAAAUAGCAGAGGGAUCCACACAAAAGCAUGAUUCUUUAGGUGAGUUCUUCACUCCUGCUGCUGAUAUGGCUGGACCUGAAGGCUCUGUCACUUCUUCAGAAGGCUCCAGUGGGAAGAAUAAGAAAAGAACUUCUCUUUUCUCCCCUCGUAAGAACAAAAAGGAGAAGAAAUCCAAAAAUGACAGCAGACUUUCUGACAAAUCUAGCGGUGGGACAGAAGAAGCAACAAAGCCCAGGUCAUUAUGGAAGUCUGUUUUCUCUGGGUAUAAGAAAGACAAGAAGAAAAAGACUGAUGAAAAAUCCUGCCCAAGUACACCCUCAAGUAAUGCCACUGUGGAUUCUGGCAAGCACAAAGCUUCUCCAUUGGUUACAGUUGCAGAUUUGAAGCUACGUCAACACCUGAGUUUCUCAGAGGACUCCGACCUCUCCAGUGAUGAUAUUCUGGAACGUUCCUCCCAGAAAUCGAAGCGAGAGUCGAUUUAUGUACCACACGCCUUGGCAUUCAAGAGAUCAUAUUCGUCAAAGAGAGCCUACACAGAAGAGGAACUGAAUGCCAAGCUGACCCGGCGAGUACAGAAAGCUGCCCGUAGACAAGCCAAGCAAGAGGAGCUAAAGAGGUUACACAGAGCUCAGAUCAUCCAGCGGCAACUUGAGCAAGUGGAAGAGAAGCAGAGGCAACUUGAGGAGAGAGGGGUUGCUGUGGAGAAGGCCCUUCGGGGAGAAGCAGACUAUUGGGGAGAGUCUUAUUACAGUGACCUCAUCGACUUGCAUCUGGGUGGCAUGGGUAAGAAGGAUGAUCCCAAGCUGAUGCAGGAGUGGUUCAAGUUGGUGCAGGAGAAGAAUGCCUUGGUUCGCUACGAGUCCGAACUGAUGAUAUUUGCUCGGGAGCUAGAACUGGAAGACAGGCAGAGUCGAUUACAGCAGGAGCUCCGGGAGAGGAUGGCAGUAGAAGAUAAUCUGAAGACAGAUGAGGAGCUCUCAGAAGAGAAGAGGAUCCUGAAUGAGAUGCUAGAAGUAGUGGAGCAGAGAGAUUCUCUAGUGGCUCUCCUUGAGGAGCAACGACUUCGAGAAAAAGAAGAAGACAAGGACCUGGAGGCAGUCAUGCUUUCCAAAGGUUUUAGCUUGAACUGGUCUUGAUCUUAACACAUUUACCUCUGUGGGUCUGUGUUGUCCAUUUGGCCUACCCUGAGUUCGCCAAAAUUACAUGGAUAGGAAAAUGUUGAAGGGGAAGCCUCCAAAGGGUCCGACAGCAUGCAACGAUUUGGUUUGAAGCACUCAGAGGCCUUUUGAUAAGUGUGUUGCUUCCAGAAGCUUAAGUUUAAAUGUCUGCAAGCCAAGUUGAAGAUAAUGGGUUGAGACUAUGGAGUCUCCUUGAGGUCCUAUGCAAUGGACCAUAUUUUUUUUGUGUGUGUGGUGAGGGAGAGGAAUAAUCCAUGUGUGGGGAAGGAGGUUAAGGGAAGAAGUACCCUUAACUAAACUGUAUUUAUGGCAGUCCAUUCCUUUCCCAUUUUUACUACACCAUUUCAAAUAAAAGGGAGGGAAGCGGCAACCCUCUCUGGAAAACCACAGCAGCCUGUAGCAGCCUGUAUGGUGGAGUCAGCUGUACGAGAGAGUUCCAGAAGCCCAGGGCAAGACCUCUUUUGCUUUAGUCUUCCUCCCCACCAAAGAAACUUGCAGUUGAUCAUUAUGCAUGGUUUUGAAGAAAUACGAGACAGAGAAGAUGCUACUAGUAUGUGUGAUGGAACUCUGCCUCCUGGUUUUUAGAGAUUUGGGUAUCAGAGGACUUUCUCCCUUUCAUAGCCUCCUAAAUCAUCAUCGUCUUGUGGGGAAAAAAGGGAGGAGAAGAGUGAGAGAAGAUGUCCUUCUGCUUUGCUACACACUGGAGAGACAGCCACUGCUGGCCUUAGUCUUCAUGGCCACAGCUCAGAGGCUGGUGGGCUUCGUUGUUCUGUUUCUAUUUUGACUGCUUUGACACUGGAAAAUAUUGACUGUGGGACAGUGGUAAGUGUGCUGGGGCAGGGGUGAUACCAGGCAGCAUUCCCUGGCUGUUAGGCCCCUAAAAGGGAGAAGCCCUGAACUGCCUGAACCACCAUUAAGACUUUUUAGUGUUUUUAUUAUUUUUCCUCUGUAUUUUGUUUUUGCACAUUGGAAACAAAGCUUAAGACCUGCCUGGGCUCUCAGUCACUUUGACCCUUUUAUGUCAAUUAACUUAUUUUUUUGAUACUUGAAAGAAGAUUCAUUUUUGUAUCUUUUAGGAAAAAAAUGGACGAGUGAUGGGUGUGUGUGCCUGCUGCAUUCUACAACUUCCACUUCUAAAUUACUGGAUGUUGUUACCUUUGGCUAUUUAUUGGUGUUCUUAUUAAUAAUUUGAUUGUUACAUAUAUUUGAUUGUGGAGAGAGUGUUUUAACUCUGUUAGAGAAAGACACUACUGCGGAUUGGUCCCUACUUCACAGCAAGGGCAGCCUUUAUAUACCCACGGAUGCAACCUGCCCUAGAAGUUCUCCUAUACGACAAAAUCCUGUGCAUUCGUGGAGCUGUAAGAAUUUUUUUGAGUUCCAAGCAUACUUUUCUUCUGCAUCCCAGAUUCCCACUGUUGAAUUAAUAAACUUCUAACUUAUUUAAAUUUUACAUUUCUAUAACAAGAAAGCCAAAACUGUGAGGUAGAAAUACACCAUAUAUCUCACUGAAAAAGUGGACCCUCACACUGCUGAAAUACAGCUAGAGGGACUUCCAUGAAAACAUCCUGCUGCAUCUGCUGGAAGAAGCACCUUUUAGCUCAGCUAGUGAAGCAAGGGGCUGCUUUUUAUCCUGGAGGGUACUCAUUACAAUUGUACAUUAAGCAAUGAGGAGGACAUGCACUGAGCAGUUGAGCACCAUUCAUUGUUUCAUAGAGUUCCUGAGCACACUUACAUCCUUACCUUGUCCCACGGAGCUGGUAUAGCACUGUGCAUUGGGUAUGUGCCCCAUCCCUAACGUGACUGAGUUCAGAGUUUUUUCCCUGUGGGAUGCUGACUGUCUUCUCUUUCUAAAGAAGUACUAAGACUGCUCCCUAGUGUCCUUGAGAAAGUGUCCCGUUCCCAAGCGUAUUCAUCCACCAUACUGAAUCUUUCGGCUUGAACUGAGGCUGUUGGUGCAAGGUACCCAUGCAGGGCUGAAUGUCCAUUCAUCUUUUGCCCCUGGACAGAAAUUGGCAUGGUUUUUCACUGUUGGCUCUCUGCCUUCUUCAUGGAGGUCUUCUGUAAGCCAGGGUCUACGAUUUGCAUUCAACUCUGAUUCAGGAGCAUGACUCUGGCUGAGGAAGAGUGGGUAGGACCAUACCCAGAGACUCUGAGUGGUGCUGGUUGUUAACUGUGGAAACAUGUUUUUCCCACUUCAGGUGUUCCCCUUUAUCCCCCCAGUAUUUUUUGCUAAGACAUUACAGAUUAAAUCCAGAUGUUCAUGAAAGAAAACAGGCAAGUGCAGUGCUGCUUUGUACUAGUACAUGUUAGCAAGUGGCACCUGCUGUACCAGCAUCACAAAGUGUUGGCUUACCAACAGGAUAUCCAGCAAACAGAAUUUCCCCCAUCUGCCAGUGCAGGGGCAGCUCCACAAGUCCAGAUGGCAGCAGUGGUUUACAUAGUCUGCAACUGAGGGGUCGCUGGAAGCUGGAGAGGAAAAGAAAAAGAGAGGGAAAGUGAAAAAAGAAUACAGGAGGAGAUAAGAAAGAGCUAAUACAGUUUAUGGUAAACUUCUCUUGCACAGAGAAUUAGCCUCAGUCCACAGAAAGAAAUCCUGAAGAAGAAAUAACCCAAUUACUACUUUUCCCUUUCAUGCUGGGGGACACUGGCCAGAUCUUUGCAAUGGAGAAGACUGAUAUCACUUGAGGGUGAUGCCCUAUGGCAUGGGAGAACUGCAUACGCUAAACCAGAAUUCUUUAGGUGAUGCUAAAGGCCUCUAGCAGUGAGAAUUAAAAUGAAGACCUAACAUUGUGCUUACAAAUUAAUAAAAAAGGCAUGAGGGGGAAUGUUAAAAGGCCUUUUUAUAUAAAAAUGGUUGGAAAAGGCACAACUUGUAUUUGCUGUUCAGUUGCACUUUAAGAAUAUGACUUGCAUAUCAGAUAACUGGGUUUUUUUACUAUCUGAAUAUUUUUAAUUCAAAUUUUGUAUUUUUAAAGCUUAAAAAGGCUCUUGUGACCACAAGAUUCCUUAUUUGUAUCAGAAUCCAAGUAGGAUGUUCAAGCUCUUUGUGCUGUCCAGGUGGGUAGCAGCACAUGACUCAGCCAUGUGCAUUCAGUGACGUGUGUCCAUUUCACUUAUGAAGGGAGAGAGAAGGCCCUCAGCUACUGAGUAGUGGCCAUGCAAGGGCAUCCAUCCCCAUGUGAUAUGGUCCAUACCAAGGGCUGUCCACUUCUUCCCUGCAGUAGAUAGGAGGAGAGCCGAGCUUGGAACGCAACUGUGUUCAUUUUGAGAUGGGCACACUGAAGAUGGAGCAAGCACUUCAGUCCUCUCCUAGGAAGGGAGGAGGAUGGAAGCACCUGGGAGGCAAAUGGGGAUGGGGGAGUGAGGACUGCCAAAACUAUAAUCCCGAGCUUCAAAGAACUAUUGUGUGGGGAGGUGACAAGAUGUUGCAGCUCCAACUUCCAAACGUACUCCUUCUUUCAGUUAACCAAUAUCCCAUGGUCUCACUAGGGCAUGUUACAAACUGCGUUGCUGAACAUAUUUUAGAGCAAACCGCAAGUUUUAAAAGCCUGUCCUUCUCUCUAUCUGUCUCGACGUUUUAUGUAAAUAUUUGUUUGUAUGUAAAGACACUAGUGGAUCCUUGGGUUACCCCCAGUCAAGAAUCUGAGUUUCGUGCAAUGCCUAGGCUUCUCUUAGAACACGGUGCUUGCAUAGAUCUAGUCACCGCAUUUGUGUGCACUCUGGUGUUUUUUAAUGUUUUUAUAACUCCUAAUCUUGAACAUUAUGAAGUAUUAUAAGUGGUCUAGACUGCAUGAUCUAGAGCAGCUGGCAGUUCCAUUUUUCUUAGCAGCUGUUUCUAAAAUGUUCACAGCUACACUUUGUUUGGUUAACAUUCUUUUAAAAUUGCUUUUUGAUUAAGUGUUUACACCAGACACCAGUGGAUGAGAAAGGUGUUGCAUUAUAAAAACUCCUGCGUACAAAUUAAAAAGCCACAGCAUGGCUUUAUGGGACUUUCAGUGGCCACUGUCUGCAAUAGUGAAAACUCUAAAACAUACUAAAAACCAGGCUGUAUAUAGUUCACAGAGAACAAGAUUGCUGGCUCUCACCGUUGUAAAACAACAGAGAUCAGAAGUUUUCCAAAAGUUCCUGCUUUUGGAUUGCUCAGAGCAUUGCUAUAGGCAGAUAAGCCAGGCAGAUAAGGAUCUCACUGAAAGCAGAUAUGAAGGGGAGGAUGCCAUGUUCUGAUGGCAUUUCAGUAAUUUUAAUACUUGGUAUCUCUGCGUGCAUGCGUGUGUGUGUGAAGUCUAAUCCAGGUGAAGGGAUCUGCUUUGGCAUCUUCCCUUUUUUAUGAAAGUGAACUCUGAUAUUCAGAUCAUCCAAGGCUUUUACGGUUGGCAUGUAUGGAGUGUUAACAGAAAAGCGUGUACCCUACUUGUAAAAAACAACAACUCUGUUCCAGCUUGUUUUCUUCUGUUUGGUUGUGUUUUAUUGUUUGUUUUUAUGCACACUUGCUUCAUUGGUGUUGAGAUUUUAGCACCUUGGAUGGCCAACUGAACUAAAAAAAAAAAUAAAGUCAUUAAUUAUUU